Molecule: messenger RNA, 1509 nt
Organism: Gadus chalcogrammus (walleye pollock)
Lineage: Eukaryota; Metazoa; Chordata; Actinopteri; Gadiformes; Gadidae
Exons: 3
Coding region: 1-1173 (390 amino acids)
Molecular function (GO): nucleic acid binding
Source: RefSeq, a predicted model, not a curated record
AUGGCAGAGAUAGAAGAGAUAAGGAAGCAAUUUGCGGAUCUCCAGAAAACAGUUACAGCUCAGACGGCUAGGCUGGGGGAACAAUCGGCACUUCUUGAUCAGGCCAGACAAGAUCAGAGGGAGGCUCUGUCAAUGGCAAAGAUCCUCGCAUCCUUGUAUAUUCCAAGAGAGAGGUUGCCAGCCCAAGGACACCUACUUCACAUUGCCCGGUCCUUCACUCAAGCUCGACAAGGAGACAACUGCCAUGGGUGGCACAUCUGCCGCAAGAGUUCGACAGAGGAGGAGUUGGAGAAAGCUAAGGAACUAGUUAUCAAGAGUGUGCAACAUGAGUGCUACUCGGAAGAGCUAACGUGCAUCGAAACAUCACUCAACCUUCCUCUCUCCAGCGGUCUGCGGAAGCUGCACCCUUUCCUUGACAGCACUGGAAUCCUCAGAGUUGGAGGUCGCAUCACACAGGCAAAGUUAAGCACAGAUGAAACCAACCCCAUCAUCGUUCCAGGUCGCCACGAUCUGGGAACCCUCAUUGUGCGUCAUCACCACCAGGCCGUGAAACAUCAAGGCAGGCAUUUUACUGAGGGUGCCAUCAGAGCGUCUGGAAUAUGGCUGGUUGGAGCUAAACGAAGCAUCAGUGGUCUGCUCUUCAAAUGUGUGACCUGCAGGAGGCUCCGCGGGAAAACAGAGCACCAACAGAUGUCAGACCUGUCAGCCGAGCGACUACAGGUGGCACCACCUUUUUCCGAUGUGGGAGUCGAUGUUUUCGGGCCUUGGGAGGUGCUUUCCCGCCGCACCAGAGGAGGGCAUGCCAACAGUAAACGUUGGGCUGUGUUUUUCUCGUGUAUGUGCACACGAGCCGUGCACAUCGAGAUCAUCGAAACUAUGAGUGCGAGCAGCUUCAUUAAUGCACUCAGAAGGUUUUUCGCUAUCAGAGGACCUGCAAAGCAACUACGCUCAGACUGCGGCACCAACUUCGUGGGUGCCUGCCGAGAGCUGGAAAUGGAUGGGUCCCACUCCGACCCGCAGAGCGUGGAGAAGUAUCUGGAGACGCAGAAAUGUACCUGGGUAUUUAACCCACCUCACUCGUCUCAUAUGGGCGGUGUGUGGAAGCGGAUAGUCGGAGUUUCACGUUGCAUCCUGGACUCUAUGCUUCUUGAAGAGAAGUCAUCUGUGUUAUGAUCUGUGAUCUGUGUAACCUGUGCUCUCUCUCCACAGGCUGACCCGGGGCUGCCGUGUGACGCCGCAGACGCAACUUCCGGGUAGCCGGCUUGGUUUGGUUUGUUUGGUUUGGUUAGCAGGACGCUUAGCGUCGACCUGCUAUCUCGGUUUGUAUCUACUUUUCGGUAUUUAUAUCUGUGACCUGUUCUGCAUACUCUGUAUUGUUUUCGCUGCUUCCUCGCUGGAGCUCCGUCUGCAUCAACCACGAUACGCUUGGCUUCAAACAGCUCGUCCAGCAACCAACUCACAUCGGUGGAAACACGUUGGAUCUCGUUCUGACCCGCGGUGUUGACAUUU